CGCGGAAUGUGAUGAAGUGCUCCGUGGUGUUUUUUUUCCUCAGUGUCCGUGUCAAAACAUCUUGAGAAGUUCUGAAAAUUUUCAACGCGAAAAUGUCGGCAUUAGUGCUAUUAAAUAGUGCUCAAAUUGCACGACACAAUGCCGGAAGUCUUGGGGUGCUCUGCACCAAGGCGCAGUACUCCACGGACGCUCCCAGAGCGCUGAAGACGACCAAUUUGGCGGCCAUGAAGCGCGGAACCGGCGGACGAUCCAGCUUCAAUGGAAUGGUGGCGACAGUUUUCGGCUCCACGGGCUUCAUGGGGCGCUAUGUGUGCAACAAACUGGGCAAGAUCGGCACGCAGAUGAUACUGCCGUAUCGCAGUGACCACUACGACGCCAUCCGACUGAAGGUGGCCGGUGAUCUGGGCCAGGUGCUGUUCCAGUUCUUCCACUUGGAGGACGAAGAGUCCAUCCGGAAGGCGGUGCGCCACUCGAAUGUCGUGAUAAAUCUGGUGGGGCGCGACUGGGAGACCAACAACUUCAACUUCACCGAUCUUCACGUGAACGGCGCCCGACGCCUGGCGAAGGUGUGCCGCGAAAUGGGCGUCGAGAGGUUCAUUCAUGUGUCAGCGCUCAAUGCCAGCGCCGCGCCGGAGCCCCUCGUGCUCAAGGAGGGCAGCAAGUUCCUCAAGAGCAAGUACUACGGUGAGCUGGCGGUGCGCGAUGAGUUCCCCGACGCGACCAUCUUCCGACCGGCCGACAUUUAUGGGCAGGAGGACAGAUUCAUCCGCUACUACUCGCACACGUGGAGGAAGCAUCUGGCCGGCAUUCCGCUGUGGCACAAGGGCGAGAAGACCAUCAAGCAGCCCGUCUUCUGCUCUGACGUUGCCCAGGGCAUCGUGAACGCCGCCAGGGAUCCCGAGACGGCGGGCAAAAUCUAUCAGGCUGUUGGGCCUCGUCGCUACUAUCUGUCCGAGCUCGUGGACUGGUUCAAUCGCGUCAUGCGCAAGGAGACCAAACUCUUCUCCUACGGUCGCUAUGAUCUGCGCUGGGAUCCGUCGUUCAUGCUAAAGGCCAAGCUCACCGAAGUCAUCUGUCCCUCCUUCAAAGUCGGCGAACUCCAUCCGGAGCGCGUGGAGAGGGAGCACGUGACGGACGUCGUCCUGCCCUCGAUUCCCACCCUCGAGGAUCUGGACGUGACACUGACGAAGAUGGAGGAUCAGAUCCCGUGGGAAUUGCGCCCAUAUCGCGCCGCUCAGUACUACGAUGCCGAACUGGAUGAGUUCGAGAAGCCGGCGCCGCCCAAGUACAUCGAGGCGACCACGAGAGUCUAGAGCGUCUAGAGAGUGAAGCUGAGGUUCGUCUUUGACCUUUUAUUGAUAAAUUCAAUUUACUAACUGUCAGAGUGUGGAGAGAACACAGCCAGAGUGUGUCUGGCAGGGAGGAAAUUCACUGUAUCUUAGCCCGAAAUAGAUUACUGAAAUGGUGAGUUUC
Phlebotomus argentipes is the source of this 1473-nucleotide messenger RNA. RefSeq names its product NADH dehydrogenase [ubiquinone] 1 alpha subcomplex subunit 9, mitochondrial (gene ND-39). Gene Ontology annotation, molecular function: protein-containing complex binding. Bases 93 to 1313 code for a protein of 406 amino acids. NCBI's taxonomy places the organism in Eukaryota, Metazoa, Arthropoda, Insecta, Diptera, Psychodidae. Gene Ontology annotation, cellular component: mitochondrion. The record is from RefSeq and is a predicted model, not a curated record. The transcript has 3 exons.